UGUAACGGCGCAUGCGCUCUUCGCUCAUGCGCGCUGACGUCGGCGUAAACAACCGUUGGGGCAUUUAAAGAGCUCAGCUGCCAAGUGUUUCUCCAAUCAAGGUGGUCCACCCUGUUGGAGGAUUAUGCAGCAUGAGUCUGCAGGGCCCUCGCCAGUGUUUCUGCUCUGUGAAGGAAGAGCCUCCCUGAAGCCACUAGAAGCUUCCAGCCAUCAGAACUUUGCAGAGACACUUCCCACAGAGAUGAGCGUGAGGAUCUUCAGAGAGCUCGAUGUGGAGAGUCUCUGCAGGGCCUCCAGGACAUGCAAGCUGUGGCACUCCAUCAUCAGUCAGAGCGAGCAGCUGUGGAGGCAGCAGUGCCUGCUGGUCCGGGUUGUCUGUCAGCGUGAGGUGGACAGCGAUCGGAGAGAUGGGCUCUCCUGGAAGGUGACCCUGCUUAGGAACUACACCCGAAGCCGGGUGAAGACCGACUGGCUGACGGGACGCUACAGCAGGGUGAGAUCUGCAGACGAGCUGCUAAAGAGGAAGAUGGUGCCGCUGGAUGCAGAGACGUGGGGAGAGAUCCUGCAGGCUGAGCUCGACAGAUGAUGAUGAUGUUAGGUUUUUAUUUUGCAGCCCCAGAAGCACUUCUCUCUAAUUUGACUCUAAUAUAUGUUUUUUUUUACUCUGAGUUCACUUUAUAGUAUUACAAGCGAUUGUACAUAUAUUUUUUAAUGUUUUUAAUGCAAAAUAAUCAUGGAAAAUGAAUCGGUUUGAUGUAAAAAACAGCUGAGCUGAAAUUAAACCUGUAUUUAUCAAA
This is a messenger RNA of Cyprinodon tularosa, 797 nucleotides long. Its product is annotated as F-box only protein 48. The record is from RefSeq and is a predicted model, not a curated record. The coding region runs from base 125 to 586 and encodes 153 amino acids. Gene Ontology annotation, biological process: SCF-dependent proteasomal ubiquitin-dependent protein catabolic process. NCBI's taxonomy places the organism in Eukaryota, Metazoa, Chordata, Actinopteri, Cyprinodontiformes, Cyprinodontidae. The transcript has 3 exons. Gene Ontology annotation, cellular component: SCF ubiquitin ligase complex. Gene Ontology annotation, molecular function: protein binding.